GAAUUGAAGGAUAGUUGAAGGGUAUAUAUUCAAGGUAGGAGUCAAUGGGUCCUAAUAUGGAGUGACUUUCCUUGUUAUUAUUGCCACUAGUAUAUUUUCUAUCCCUUUCCUGCCAAGAGGCACUCAACACAUUACACACUUUCUCCUUCCCUCCUUAGGGAGAUUUUCUGGGGAUUCAAACUCCUCUUACAAACUCACUCCUGAUCUAGGUACUCUUGGUGCCCUCCCUCUACAAGUUUGUGAUGCGCCUCGUAUCCUUUCCUUGCUCUCUUCACAUGGCUGCCCCUCCCCUUCCCCUGUGGAAUUAUUGCACUUCCAUGCCAGAAAGAUCCAUUUUCACCCCUGCCUCACUCCCAAAUUCACCUCCCUCUAAAAAAUAUUUUGUGAGUUCCCUUUGCAAAGAAUACCCAUUGGGCAUUUCUCUUGUUUUACCCCAGCUCUCACGAUCACUGAGAUUGACGAAAUGAAGAGGUAGAGAGGUGCUCUUUGAGACCUUUGAACAACUGCUUAUCUAAUUAUCUCCAUCUAUUAUGAACAGAUUCUGAGCACAUGUAGUAUUGAGCAGGAGGAUGUGCAGGCAUUUCUCACCCUAUGCUACUUGAAUCCUAUGCCAUCAAGAUAUAUAGAUCUUAGUGGAUAUGCUGGUCUCUGUUCAUGAUCCAGUACCUUUCCUGGUGUCAUACACACUUCUAAUAAUUAUUGAUUGAACAGUCAGUUCUUUUUUUUUAAAAUUAAUUUAUUUUUGGCUGCACUGGGUCUUUGCUGCGCAUGGGCUUACUCUAGUUGUGGCGAGCGGGGGCUACUCUUCGUUGUGGUGCACGGGCUUCUCAUUGCGGUGGCUUCUCUUGUUGCGGAGCACAGGCUCUAGGUGCGUGGGCUUCAGUAGUUGUGGCUCUCGGGCUCAGUAGUUGCGGCAUGCAGGCUCUAGAGCACAGGCUCAGUAGUUGUGGCACACAGGCUUAAUUGCUCCACAGCACGUAGGAUCUUCCCGGACCAGGGCUCGAACCUGUGUCCCCUGCAUUAGCAGGCAGAUUCUUAACCAUUGUGCCAGCAGGGAAGUCCCGAACAGUCAGUUCUUGUCCUACUACUCCGUUCCCCAUGAAUGUCCGUCUCUAUAAAGUUUCCAUAGAAAACCUGGGCCGACAUUUCUGUAUACGCAGAGAAAUAUCCUGUGAGGUAUUUCUUAUGAGGAACUAAUUUCCAGUUCCCUACUUACUCCUCUGCCUUCGGAAUCUCUGUUUUCUGAAUGAAUCAAGAGGGAGGCUGUGUCCUUUUCAGGUGAAUUCUGUACUCUUUGAACGUCUCUUGGUGUCAUCCCUUUCUUUCCUCUUACGUGUUUUGAUUCUUAACCCUUGGAGCCUAGUCUGCUCUACCUGCAUUGUUACUCUGUGCCUCCAGACUCUUGACAGUUCCAGGCUCUAAACACAAGGGUCAGUCAGGUUCUCUCUCAGACUCCAUUCUGAACUGUUGCUUUGCUCUAGAAUCUAGAAUGCUUCCUCUAUUUCUCCUUUCAGUUACCAACCAAAGUACCCGGAUUCGGUAGUCAAAUUGUUAUAUAUUUUUUCUCUAUUAGUAGAAGAUUCUUAGGUUUGAUCGUCACCCCAUCUUACUGGGAGCUCCAUAAAAGCCGGUGUCCUUUUCCGUAGCACUCAUUCACCGCAGCAACUAGAUGCAGACAGCCAUCUCUUCUCACUCUUUUGUUUCUGCCUGCCCAGAAUUUUCACCUGAUCCCUUGGCUCGUCCCGUUUCUCUCCUAGCCUCAGUAAUUUUGCCCAAGUCCCUAGAGCCUGCUCCGCCCCCGCCCCCGCACGCGCGGUGCAUGCCGGUCUUAGCCCCUCUGUAGGGAAAGAGGGUCCGCCAUGUUCCCCAGCGGCGCCGCCGCUUGGCUCUGGUAGCCGCCGCCCCCGCCCCCAACCCCGCCCGGCCCAGCGCCUAGCCGAGCCCCGGGCCCAGCAUGGCCGCCCCGGAGCCGGCCCGGGCUGCACCGCCCCCACCCCCGCCCCCGCCGCCCCCUCCCGGGGCUGACCGAGUCGUCAAAGGUGAGAGGUGGACGAAGCCUUGAGGGCCUGGCCUGAGGAGGUAGCUGUGUGAGGGCGGGCGGGAGACCGUCCCCUCCGGAGCGGGCCCGGAAGGGCGGGCGAAUGACUGGCUGCCUCCCUUGGGGAGUGGCCCCUGGGCGGGCCCCUGCUGGGCUGGGCUGAGUUGGUGGCGGCGGCUCCGCGGUCUCUCGCUUGCCUUCUGGCCGUGGCGGGGGUUUCGCCCUGGGGGGUCUCCUAGCCGAAGGGGUGAGGCUACUAGUCGCAGAGCCCCUUUCUUUUCCUGCCCGGUCUGUCAAAAGCGGCCCAAAGGCCGCGAUUAGCUUCCUGCACCGCGACAGCUGCACGCCUGGCUUGCCUGGGCGGACCGAGGGGCUCGGAGACCUUCAGCCACGCGGCGCCGGGCGAUGAGCAGUCAGAAAUCACCUCGGCUUUGGCCCACGUCUGCUCCCCAAUGACAGCCGUCUGCCCUAUUCGCGCCUAGUUAGCGCCAGCCGCAGGGGUUCGGCCCUCAGGUGUCACCCCGCGCGGAAAUUGGGGGAACUGUAUGGGAUCGGACAAGGGUGAAGGGACGAGCCAGAAUUUGGGGGCCCCGGCUUUAAGUGCAGAAUAGAUGGAAAAAAGACAGCAUAAAAGAGAAAAAAGCUUCAGGGAUAGGAAGAAGCAUUUACGUAGAAAACCGUCAACACUUUUUGGUCAAAGGCCAAGAGGGGUUAGCCCUCCUUUGCAGGCAGACACCCACACACUCCCCCUAGAAGAAAAAAUUAAAUAUUUCUCAGCUGGUGCAGAAUUUAUGGUUGUUUAACGACCACAGGUCAGCAGAUUAAUUUAAAAUAGAGAAAUUGAGGGCUAAUUGAGAGUUGCUUAAGAUUUCCACGCUUUCUGGGAGAGCCCAUCAACUUGAAGCACUGCUGCGGAGCUGUCCCUUUCCCCCCAACGCAUCGCUUGACAUCUGAAGAAGUUUUUGAUAUGGAUGGGAUACCCAGGGUUGAUGUUUUGAAGAACCACUUAGUAAAAGAAGGUCGGGUAGAUGAAGAAAUUGCACUUAGAAUUAUCAAUGAGGGUGCUGCCAUUCUUCGGAGAGAGAAAACCAUGAUAGAAGUAGAGGCUCCAAUUACAGUGUGUGGUGACAUCCAUGGCCAAUUUUUUGAUCUGAUGAAACUUUUUGAAGUAGGAGGAUCACCUGCUAAUACACGAUACCUUUUUCUUGGUGAUUAUGUGGACAGAGGUUAUUUUAGUAUAGAGUGUGUCUUAUAUUUAUGGGUCCUGAAGAUUCUAUACCCAAGCACAUUAUUUCUUCUGAGAGGCAACCAUGAAUGCAGACACCUUACUGAAUAUUUUACCUUUAAGCAGGAAUGUAAAAUUAAAUAUUCAGAAAGAGUCUAUGAAGCUUGUAUGGAAGCUUUUGAUAGCCUGCCUCUUGCUGCACUUUUAAACCAACAAUUUCUUUGUGUUCAUGGUGGACUUUCACCAGAAAUACACACACUGGAUGAUAUUAGGAGAUUAGAUAGAUUCAAAGAGCCACCUGCAUUUGGACCAAUGUGUGACUUGCUAUGGUCUGAUCCUUCUGAAGAUUUUGGAAAUGAAAAAUCACAGGAACAUUUUAGUCACAAUACAGUUCGAGGAUGUUCUUAUUUUUAUAACUAUCCAGCAGUGUGUGAAUUUUUGCAAAACAAUAAUUUGUUAUCGAUUAUUAGAGCUCAUGAAGCUCAAGAUGCAGGCUAUAGAAUGUACAGAAAAAGUCAAACUACAGGGUUCCCUUCAUUAAUAACAAUUUUUUCGGCACCUAAUUACUUAGAUGUCUACAAUAAUAAAGCUGCUGUAUUAAAGUAUGAAAAUAAUGUGAUGAAUAUUCGACAAUUUAACUGUUCUCCACAUCCUUACUGGUUGCCCAAUUUUAUGGAUGUCUUCACAUGGUCUUUACCAUUUGUUGGAGAAAAAGUGACAGAAAUGUUGGUAAAUGUUCUGAGUAUUUGCUCUGAUGAUGAACUUAUGACUGAAGGAGAAGACCAGUUUGAUGAACGGCUCAUAUAUGGCAAUAAAAAAGUAGGUUCAGCUGCAGCCCGGAAAGAAAUCAUAAGAAACAAAAUUCGAGCAAUUGGCAAGAUGGCAAGGGUCUUCUCUGUUCUCAGGGAGGAGAGUGAAAGUGUGCUGACACUCAAGGGCCUGACUCCCACAGGGAUGUUGCCUAGUGGAGUGUUAGCUGGAGGACGGCAGACCCUGCAAAGUGCUUCAGUUUCAGAAUGUGAAUCAAGGAUAUCCAUAUUACUUAAAUGGAAAUCCACAGUUGAGGCUAUUGAGGCUGAAAAAGCAAUACGAGGAUUCUCUCCACCACAUAGAAUCUGCAGUUUUGAAGAGGCAAAGGGUUUGGAUAGGAUCAAUGAGAGAAUGCCACCCCGGAAAGAUGCUGUACAGCAAGAUGGUUUCAAUUCUCUGAACACCGCACAUGCCACUGAGAACCACGGGACUGGCAACCAUGGUGCCCAGUGACCCACGGCUUCCCAGGGACUCUCACAGCUCGGGCCCCAAAUGGACAGAUCACCCGAGGAGCUGGAGGGGUCGGUCAAGCUGACUGUAAAUGUCACAGUCCCUCUGGAGAAACCAUUGUGCUUUUGAGACCCCAGCCCCCUUCCUGGAUGGAGGCUUGAGGGCCCUGGGACAUGUUGUGCUAUCUGAUAAGAUUGGGUCAUCGCUGCCAAGGUGGAGAGCAGUGAGCAAGGGGCUUGGGGCAAUUUCCAGUGGAGGGCAACUACACCUCCAUUUAUGCUUGUGGUUCACACAUUUAAGUUUACAAAUGAGAUUUCUUUUUCCCCUCAGUAGAAUUAGAUUUUGUUUUUCAACCAUAACUUCAAAUACAAUCCUAAGAGAUAAUGUGGACUUUUUUUUUCCCCCAUGAAAUGUCUUUAAAGGAUGAGUUAGCAUGGUCUUAAAAUACAUUUCCGAGGUUACUAAGCUGUGUUUUGAAUUAUGGGCAAAAUGCUGAGAAACCCAGUUGGCAUUUAUACAAAAUGCUGACCUCAGGUCUGUAGUUCCUAAAUGUGGCUAAUUCUGUAAUAUAGUCUUGGUAUUUUUCAAUUAUGAAUGCAUAACCUAUUUCUAGGCAGACUCUCUUACUUGUACACAAAUCCAAAAACUAAUUUAGAAUCUUUCUUGCCCAGAUCUUUUGAGAUUUACACCCCAGAGAUUUAAGAAGAAAAUCUCUAAAUUUCAGAAUUAUGAAGAAUUACAGAAUUACUCAUUUAAGGUACUUUAAAAGAAGUUUGUACAUUGUCAAAGUAAAUUUUAAUUCAAAUCAUGUCUGUAAAACUUGACGUAUUUUGUGUAUGCAUGUUUUCAUUUUGCAAAUAUUUAAUAUAUAGACCUAUGAUGUACAGGUACGACAUGUAUAGGUUACCUAGAUGUUAUGAGAAAUUUUAGUUUACUGUGAGUACUCAAGUUGCUUAAAUAGCCACCAGGGUGAUUUACUGCUGGCUUCCUAUCAUUUUAUGUUUUGAUGCAAAGGAAAUUUUAAAAUGUUCUGGAAGUGUUUUUGAUUAAGCAGUGCAGCAUAGAAGCAACAGUUCUGUUCAGUCAUUCAGAUGUUAGUGGAAGCAUAAAAGUCAAGACUGCAUGUUGAACAUUUUCUUUCGAUAGUUACAGAACUGCUUGGUUAGACUAAAUGGAACCAUGUGCUAAUUUUUCACAAUUACUGACCUGUAUUGAUUGCCACAGUAGUUUGGUAUUUCCCUUUACUUUGGUGGCCUGCUUCCCUCAUGCCCUGGAAUACAACUCAGAGCUCCAGGCAGCGGAACCAUCUAUUGUUUGUUUGCCAGAAAGUGCACCCUGUAUGGUCUCCUUUCUAAGUUGGAAAUAUUAUGCAUGUGCAGGACUAUUUGAGUAUUUUAUAAACAGUAGCACACAAUAAAUUCCAUGCAUGGGCCGCUGCUCCUA
This is a messenger RNA of Orcinus orca (killer whale), 5966 nucleotides long. RefSeq names its product protein phosphatase 3 catalytic subunit beta (gene PPP3CB). Gene Ontology annotation, biological process: calcineurin-mediated signaling. The coding region runs from base 3006 to 4526 and encodes 506 amino acids. Gene Ontology annotation, cellular component: calcineurin complex; cytoplasm. The record is from RefSeq and is a predicted model, not a curated record. The transcript is spliced from 16 exons. Lineage: Eukaryota; Metazoa; Chordata; Mammalia; Artiodactyla; Delphinidae. Gene Ontology annotation, molecular function: calmodulin-dependent protein phosphatase activity; calmodulin binding.